Larimichthys crocea (large yellow croaker) is the source of this 3597-nucleotide messenger RNA. RefSeq names its product wingless-type MMTV integration site family, member 5b (gene wnt5b). The transcript has 8 exons. Bases 819 to 1934 code for a protein of 371 amino acids. Gene Ontology annotation, biological process: neuron differentiation; cell fate commitment; multicellular organism development. Gene Ontology annotation, cellular component: extracellular region. NCBI's taxonomy places the organism in Eukaryota, Metazoa, Chordata, Actinopteri, Sciaenidae. Gene Ontology annotation, molecular function: cytokine activity; frizzled binding. The record is from RefSeq and is a predicted model, not a curated record.
CUCUCUCUCUCUCUCUCUCUCUGUUUGCUUCGGCGGCUCAAACUUCUCGUUCUGUUACUCGACGCGUAAAAACUUUGGAGAGCACCCUCUCCCUCCUCCUCCCCCUCCUCCUUCUCCUCCUCCUCCUCCUCCUUUUCCCUCCGUGCGUAAUUAGUUGGAGAGCGUUUGGAAACUUGUGAUGGCCAUGAAGAAAUCUCACUUUAUUUCUGACACCUGUUGCUGAGGACACCGCGCACACAGUCGUGCACAACAAAGAGCGUAUGUCACUUAUUCCUGACUUUAUUUCUACAUUUCCAACAAGUUGGGACUUCUGUGGCGGUACUGACAGGUCCACGGAUUGCCGGAGGACGUUUUUUACUUCUAUACACUUUAAAUCGACUUUCUGGGACUCAGACAAGGACUUUGGUGUGAUCGAGCAAGGAAAAGAAGUGUUACUUGGAAGAAUUUGUAUGCCACAGCGAACGCUCUACAGCGAGCUGCUGUGGUGUCUGACUGAAGGGGUUUCCCUCUAAAAAAAAAAAAAGAAAAGAAAAAAAGAAAAGACACCGAUCUGUCUGCAGCUUUGAAGCCGGGCAGAGAGUCACACUUUUCGGACUUGAGCGCUGCGGUUGGUGGAACGAGAAACUUUUUCCUGGAGAGCUGGGCAACAGCUGGAUUUGAGCACAGCAGACCAGGUUGGGUGCUGACUAUAGUGGACUUCAGGACAGAGGUGUUUUUUUCCCCUCUGCUCCUCCCUCCUCCUCUCUCCGACUGUGCCAGCACUAAACCCACAGAGCACUUUCCCCAGCACCGGCUGUGUGGCGGUGGCGCGGCUGAUCAUGGACAACAGGCCUGUCCGGAGAAGGCGAACCGGUGCCGUGCGACAUCUGCUCCUGGCAGCCGCCUUCCUCGCCUGCAGCUCCCAACUGCUGGUGGUGGAUGCCAACUCAUGGUGGUCACUAGCUCUGACCCCAAUCCAGCGGCCAGAGAUGUACAUCAUCGGAGCUCAGCCUCUCUGCAGUCAGCUGUCUGGUCUCUCUCAGGGCCAGAGGAAGCUGUGCCAGCUGUACCAGGACCACAUGAUCUACAUUGGAGAUGGAGCCAAGACAGGCAUCAAGGAGUGCCAGUACCAGUUUAGGCAGAGGAGAUGGAACUGCAGCACUGUGGACAACACGUCUGUGUUUGGACGGGUCAUGCAGAUUGGCUCCAGAGAAACAGCCUUCACUUACUCCAUCAGCGCAGCCGGCGUGGUCAACGCCAUCAGCCGGGCGUGCCGUGAGGGCGAGCUCUCCACCUGCGGCUGCAGCCGCGCCGCCCGACCCCGCGACCUGCCUCGUGAUUGGCUGUGGGGUGGCUGCGGCGACAACGUGCACUACGGCUACCGAUUUGCCCGGGAGUUUGUGGACGCCAGGGAGAGGGAGAAGAAUUACCCACGUGGUUCUGCAGAGCAUGCCCGGACACUGAUGAACCUGCAGAACAAUGAAGCAGGAAGACAGGCGGUCUACAACCUUGCAAAUGUGGCCUGUAAGUGUCACGGUGUCUCAGGGUCCUGCAGUCUGAAGACUUGUUGGCUCCAGCUGGCCGACUUCCGCCGUGUCGGCGAGUUCCUGAAGGAGAAAUACGACAGUGCGGCUGCCAUGCGCAUUGGACGCAAGGGCAAGCUGGAGCUGGUAGACAAGCGCUUCAACACCCCAACCCCAGAGGACCUGGUCUACAUCGACCCAAGCCCUGACUACUGCCUCCGCAACGAGACCACAGGCUCGCUGGGCACACAGGGCCGCCUCUGCAACAAAACCUCGGAGGGCAUGGACGGCUGCGAGCUCAUGUGCUGCGGGCGAGGAUACGACCAGUUCAAGACCUACAAGCACGAGCGCUGCCACUGCAAGUUCCACUGGUGCUGCUACGUCAAGUGCAAACGCUGCACGUCUCUCGUGGAUCAGUUUGUGUGUAAAUAGCACUGGAAGGGGGCGAGAAAGGAGGCGGGGGAGAGUAGAUAGAGAGGGAGGUGGAGGGUGAAGGAUAGAAGACAGGAGGGUGAAUUUUCAGGGUUUUGUUCAGGAUAAAUUACGACACACAUGUUCAAUUUUCUGACCAGUUUCCUUACCUCCUCCAUUUAUAAACCUCCUGCCUUUUCACAUGAAGAACAACUGUGUGGCUAUUCUUUUCAGCACAGUGAUGUAGAGAUAGAUAGGGAAGAAGAAGAGAUGGAAGGGAAGCUCGGAAGCAAGGAGGGAUGUGCUUUCUUCCAUUGUUUUCGGACAGACAACCAAUUUUUUAACAGAGCUUCCCGUUUCUCACCGCUCUAUCAUCACGUUCUGCUGUUCCUGUAUAAUAUCCUGAUCACAACCCUGAAGGAAACAGAAUGGACGAACAAGGAAGGACAUCAAGGAUAAAUGGACCUAGAAAGUGGAACAACUGGAUCCUGAAAAGGAGGGACACAUGCAUCUAGUGUGAUAACAAAGAUAUGAGAGAUGAAAUAAAUAUAUAAUUAAAUAAUAAAUAAACAUACAACUCUGAUUGUUAUUUAAAGAGGCUUGAGGCACAGUUUGGACUCAUAACACUCUUGGAGCUAUUUGAGUGUUGUUAUCGUGUCUCUUUGAAAGAACUUUUGACCUUUUUAACCGUGCAAGAGUACAUGAGUUCAAACACACUUGCAGAAAACACCAGAAAUGCAUAAAACAGACGAGUAGAAGAGGAAUCACUUAUAGGGUGUGGAAAACAGAAAAGGGGUGAAUGGAGGGGGAAAAAGGGAAGAAGUUACAUGAACUUUGGUUGAUUAUUUUGCAACAAAAUUCAGGAGACGUGCCACACAGCUGACUGGGAAACUCAAAAACGGGUAUUUUCCAGCUGUAGAUUUCUGUUCAUAAAAUGCAGUAAAGUGCAGUAAAAACACUUAAUCUUCGAGUCAAGAAGGACAAAUGACUAACAGGACUCUAUCCAUUUGUCUCGGUGUAAGUACUGGUGUUAAAGCAGAUUUCCAGUACCUGUGAGCUGACAAGUGUGUCUGUGCAGGUUAAUGAGGCUUGCCGGUUUCAGCCAUCUUGACAACCUCGACCAUUUAAACAAGCAGCUCCGGCUCUGUGACCUUCAUCUGACAGUGAAGUGAGCAAAACCUCCAUUAGUGAGAUUAAUGUUCUGUAUCUGCCUUAAUGAACACGCACUAAGAGACACGUUCACUGUGAGUGGAACUCUUCAUCUCGUUAUGUCUCGUCAUGUCGUUAUGCAACUUGUUAAGUCAACAGAAAGCCCUGUGGUGUCGAUUUUGGCAGUUGUGCCACAAAUUUUUAUAUUUUCUAAUAGUUAUGCCAUGAAUUUUCCAAUUUGUAUGGGUUGGGUUGAGAUUAUUGUAAACGUAUAAUGUAAUCCAAUCGAUAGACUCAAUCAUGAAGAGGACAAAGUGGACAGAAGAGGACUGAACAUGCUUUGGAAGAACUGAAUGUUUGAACGUGGAAAAACAGAAAGGACUGCAAUUUAUAAUGUGCUACUUUUUUAAAAAAGAAAAAGAAAAAAGUAGAUCAGAAAAGAAGGUAUAUUUUAUUAUUGUUUUUAAUUCUCUGUUUUCUAUGUUUUAUACAUGAGUAUUAUUGUGUAUUCUUUUGAUAAAGUAGUCUUCGACAA